This is a messenger RNA of Triticum aestivum (bread wheat), 825 nucleotides long. RefSeq names its product BTB/POZ and MATH domain-containing protein 2-like. Gene Ontology annotation, molecular function: protein binding. The transcript has 2 exons. Lineage: Eukaryota; Viridiplantae; Streptophyta; Magnoliopsida; Poales; Poaceae. Bases 1 to 825 code for a protein of 274 amino acids. Gene Ontology annotation, biological process: protein ubiquitination. The record is from RefSeq and is a predicted model, not a curated record.
AUGGGCAAGAUCAAGUUCAUAAUGCAGAUGGAACAGGAACGCUUUCAUAUUUCACAAGACGGCCAGGUACAAGUUACAACCUCCGAUUGCGACGAGCAUACAUUCUGUGCACCACACUACAGUUGGGGGUACCAGAGAUAUGUCCAGAAAUCGACGCUUAGAGCUCUGUCGGAUGCCAACAACGGCCGUUUCACGAUAAGAUGUGUUCUCCAGGUCAUACAUGAAACUCGAACGGUGCGCAACAGGAGACCUGUCGAGGUGCCGCCGCCGAGCCUGCGAGAGAGCCUUGAGCACAUGCUCAAGGAUGAAGAAGGUGCAGAUGUGACGUUCAGUGUGCGCGACCAGCUGUUCAGAGCCCAUAGAUGUGUGUUGGCUGCACGUUCUAAGGUUUUCAAGGCCGAGCUCUUUGGACCGAUGAAGGAAAGCAAGACAGGGCACAUCAUGGUGGACGACAUGGAGCCCGAGGUCUUUGAGGCACUUCUUCACUUCAUGUACACGGACGCUAUGCCAGAUGACGAUGAAGACGAAGGCAAAAUUGUAAGGCUACAACACUUGCUAGUUGCCGCGGACAGGUACGGAGUAGAUAGGUUGAAGGUCAUGUGUGAAGACAAGCUCUAUGAGGGCAUUGAUGUCGAGACAGUUGCAACCACGUUGCUUCUAGCAGAGCAGCAUCACUGCGAGGAUGUUAAGGAAGCUUGCAUUCAGUUUAUAAGUUCACCACGGGACAAACUACGUGCUAUCAUGGCAACUAAUGGAUUCAAGCAACUUGUAGCUAGUUGUCCUUUGCUCAUGGAGGAUAUACUGAAGGGGGUGUCAUGCACCUAG